This is a messenger RNA of Fusarium vanettenii 77-13-4, 1452 nucleotides long. RefSeq lists its product as uncharacterized. The record is from RefSeq and is a predicted model, not a curated record. The transcript is spliced from 5 exons. Gene Ontology annotation, molecular function: oxidoreductase activity, acting on paired donors, with incorporation or reduction of molecular oxygen; monooxygenase activity. Bases 1 to 1452 code for a protein of 483 amino acids. NCBI's taxonomy places the organism in Eukaryota, Fungi, Ascomycota, Sordariomycetes, Hypocreales, Nectriaceae.
AUGUCGUCUGCAACUCAAGAUCAAAAAAGGCCAAUUGGGGAGGGAAGAACUAUUCUUCUGAAUGCUUUCGACUUUUUUGGGCCCGGGAUGUUAUCCCCAGGCCAAUGGAAGAACCCUGCAGACAAGGGCCUACAAAAGUUUGACAUUUCCUUCUGGGUUGAAUACGCGAAACUCCUAGAGAAGGGAGGCUUCUUCGCCCUCUUUUUGGCAGACACCCUCGGUAGCGGAUAUGAUACCUACGGUGGAAGCAUAGAUGAGACAGUCAGACGAGCUACUCAGUAUCCAGCGUUGGAUCCAUCUAUCCCAAUCGCCGCGAUGGCAGCUGUCACAAAGAGACUGAACUUUGCCAUCACAAGCUCCACAUCUCACGAGCCGCCUUUUCUUCUAGCAAGGCGGUUUUCAACUCUUGAUCAUAUCACGAACGGUCGUUUUGGCUGGAAUAUUGUCACUGGGUGGAAGAAGUCCGCCUUUCAGGCCAUUGGCCUUGAUGAAGCAUUCGAACAUGACUUGCGUUAUGAGAGGUCUGAUGAGUACCUCCGAGUACUCUACAAGCUCUGGGAAGGCUCCUGGGCUGACGACGCCGUGGUUGAGGAUGCAAAGAAUGAUAUCUACGCGAAUCCGGACCGCGUGCGUACCAUCAAACACGAAGGAAGAUUCUACAAGGUCACCAGCAAACACAUUGUACCCCCGUCGCCCCAACGAACUCCUUUUCUUUUCCAAGCCGGUACCUCUGGAGCUGGAGUCAACUUUGCCUCAACUCACGCUGAGGCAGCUUUUGUGGGCGGAACAACCCCUUCGCAGACGGCUCCCAAGGUAGCCCAGCUUCGAGCCGCCUUGGCUGAAAAGGGAAGAGAUCCCCGAGCUUUCAAGGUGUUCAUCAGCUUCUGCCCCAUCAUUGGUAAGACGGAUGAGGAAGCCCAGACGAAGCUGGAAGAGCACAAGAAGUACGCGAGCGUCAUUGGUGGACUCGUUCAGGUCAGCGGAGUCACAGGGAUCGACCUCUCCAAAAUCCCCCUUGACCAUGAGCUGAGUGCUGCCGAUGCUGGCCAAGCCGUCAUCAGGACUCAUCUGGAUUCGUUCGUCACCUCGGCCGACGGGCAAGCGUGGACCGCCAGACGCGUGGCUGAAUUCGCAUCCAUUGGUGGCCUUGCUCCAUUCGCCGUUGGGAGUCCUCAGACUGUUGCUGAUGAGAUGGAGCGUUGGAUUCAUGAGGCGGAUAUAGAUGGGUUCAACCUUGUUGCUGUAGUUACUCCUGGAAGCUUUGAGGAUGUGGUCGAGUUGCUUGUACCAGAGCUGCGUCGACGGGGACUGUAUCCUGAACCGAGCACAGAAGAGUUGACUACAAGGGAACAGGUUCACGGAAAAGGGAAAAAAUCUCUUGAUGAAAGCCAUGUUGGUAGCAAGUACAAGUAUGAUGUAUAUCAAGAGGAGGCUACUCAAGGAGAGAGUUGA